Rhizophagus irregularis DAOM 181602=DAOM 197198 is the source of this 1521-nucleotide messenger RNA. NCBI's taxonomy places the organism in Eukaryota, Fungi, Glomeromycota, Glomeromycetes, Glomerales, Glomeraceae. The record is from RefSeq and is a predicted model, not a curated record.
AAAAAAUAAAAGAUCAUGUUUUAAAAAAUAAUAGAGAAAACAUAGAUUCAAUAAAAAAUGAAAAAGUUUAUGAGGAUUAUUUUGAAAUCGUUAAAAAUGCUUGGAAUCAAAAUCCAAAAGACCGUGAUCAGUUUACAACUGUUUUCAAUAAACUAGAACAGUUGGCUUUUAGUUAUUAUAAUAAUGGAAUUUCUUUGAAUUUAACUUCUAAAUUCGCCCAUCAUUUUACUACUAAACCUACUGAUGAGUUAGAACUUAGAAGCGAGAGCAAAAUUGUGGAUUGAAGAUAUGAUUGAAAAGAAAGUCAUUAAAUCAAUAAAUUGGUCUGAAUUUAAAUCAGAUUCUGUUAAAGCAAUUGGAAAAGGGAAUUUUGGUUCAAUAAUUAAAACAUAUUGGACGAAUGGUCAUAAUUAUGUAGUAUGCAAAAAAUUAAUUAACUCAUCAGAUAUUCAAUAUAAAGAGUGGGAAGCAUUUAAACAUGAAUUACAUAUGCAAAGUAGAGCACAUAGUUGCGAAAAUAUUAUACGAAUUUUAGGAAUUAGUAAGAGUGAUAAAGAUAAAUACCAUAUUGUUAUGGAAUAUGCUGAUGAAGGAGAUUUAAAACAUUAUCUUUCAAAUAAUUUUGAAAAACUUGAUUGGAAUGGAAAAUUUAGAUUAGCUUUAGAUAUCACAAAUGGAUUACAAUUUUUACAUAAAGAGAAAAUUUUACAUAGAGAUCUCCAUGCUAAAAAUAUAGUAAUACAUCAAGGAAAAGCAAAAAUAACAGAUUUUGGUUAUUCUAAAAGUAUGAAUACUGCAACAAUUAUACAUGAAAAGGUGUUUGGAAAUAUUCGAUAUGUUGCUCCUGAAGUUCUAAGAGCAAGUAAAGCGAAACAAUGUCCUUAUACAGAAUAUUCUGAUAUAUAUAGUUUAGGAGUCUUAUUAUGGGAGAUAUCAAGUGGUCAAAAUCCUUUUGAAGAACAUUCGGACUAUACAGUAAUUGUAGCAAUAUUGUCAGGAUCUAGAGAAGAAAGAAUAAAAAAUACUCCUAAUGAAUAUUAUGAAUUGUAUAGUAAAUGUUGGAGUGAUGAGCCUGAAAAGAGAUGUACUAUUGAUUAUGUUUAUUCCAGUUUAAAGAAGUUAUAUAAAAAAGAAACCGAUGAUAAAAAAGAAGUUGACGACAAAAAAGAAAUUGACAAAGGAGAUUCUCUUUAUUUAAGCAGUUGUGACUUAUGACUUAUCAAAAAAUUGAAUAAACGUCUACAGAAUGGAAUCAGAGUUUAUAUCUUAUUAAAUAAGCUUAAUUUUUCAUAAUUACCAUAUCUAAAGAAAAAGUUUAAUUUUCCAGACAUGUGGACACAUCGGAAAAUGUUAUUUUAUCUUCUUAAAAAUUAAUUGCCGAUCCGCAUGUAAUGGAAAAAUUACCGCAAAUUUGAAAUUUGCGUUUCCCCCAUAGAUAAGUCGAUCAAUUUUUAACCAAAUCACUUGAAAUUUUUAUUGAAAGGACUUUGAGAUUUGAUUUUUUUUAUCCAAAUGUUUAAU